UUUAAAUACGCCAUUUGUGGAAAAGAUAAACAAUUGCAUUGAGCAUAAACUUUUUCAUGAAAAUGGACAAAUUCGUUAUCAGAAAACGGUGUUUAGACUCUGAAGACAAUACCACAAGUAAAAGGACUAAAACUGAAACAGAAUGCGACGAGUUAACUGAGCCGUCUCCGAAGGAUACUCACACGAAAACUGAUUCAUGCGGUAAUUGCGUAACUGGAAUUUUUGUUGUGAAAUCACCAGUGUGGAAAGAAAUAAGGGCGGAAAAUCUGGACUGCGAUUAUUGUGUGUUGUUUGAUAGAUGGCAAGCAAACGAAAUUUUCAAAGAGUGUGAACAGUUAUUGACCUAUAACGAAGGAAAACUUGCGAAAGUGAACAUCUUUGGAAAAUGGCAUGACAUACCUCGAAAACAGGUUGCCCAUGGUGACACAGGAUUGUCAUAUACCUUCUCGAAUAAUACUGUUCCAGCAAGACCUUGGACUCCGUUCCUAGAGAAGAUAAGAGACACCAUAACUCAUGUCACAGGCUAUGACUUCAACUUUCUCCUCAUAAACAGGUACAAGGAUGGUCUUGAUCAUAUGGGAGAACAUCGUGAUGAUGAAAAAGAUUUAGUACACGGCUACCCUAUCGCUUCAUUGUCGCUAGGGCAACCGAGGGACUUCAUCUUUAAACACGCUGAAGCACGUGGAAAGCAUGCUAAACGCAAGAUUGACACAGUGAAGGUAGAACUGCAGCAUGGAAGUUUAUUAAUGAUGAAACACCCAACAAACACUCAUUGGUACCAUUCUUUGCCUCAGAGAAAAAAGCUUACACAAGCUCGGAUAAAUAUGACUUUUAGAAAAAUGGUUGUAAAGUGAACACACUGUAUACCGUGAAUUGCUCAUAUGUAAUAUACAUUCUGUCGGUAAAGAUAUCAUAUAUCUAUCCGAGGAGCUGUGUGAUA
Mercenaria mercenaria is the source of this 940-nucleotide messenger RNA. RefSeq names its product DNA oxidative demethylase ALKBH2-like. The record is from RefSeq and is a predicted model, not a curated record. The transcript has 3 exons. Lineage: Eukaryota; Metazoa; Mollusca; Bivalvia; Venerida; Veneridae. Gene Ontology annotation, biological process: DNA repair. The coding region runs from base 57 to 854 and encodes 265 amino acids.